UCGAGGCUUCAUUCAGUUUCAUGCGAGUAAAAGAGGAACGUCUGCCUCAAGCAGCAGCUAUGGAAAGGAUCAAAUCUCUGCUUCUGCUUCUUUCAGGGGUUUCUCUGUCCUCAUGUGUUCCCCAGCAUCAGUACUUCUUAGUCAGUACGCCAAAAACCUGGUAUGAGGCGCAGAGCUACUGCAGAGAGAAAAGUUUCGACCUGGCCACCAUAGACGACAUGGGAGAGAUGGAAACAGCUCUUAAAGCUGUCCAGGACAAAUACGACGAUGCCGUGUGGAUCGGACUUCAGACAGGAAAGACCGUUAGGUGGCACUGGUCUCUGGCGGACAAAGAUUUCUACAAGGAGGGAGAGCGAGAGUAUUUCACUCAGGGCUAUAUCGGUUCCUACAACUGUGGGGCGUAUGAAGAGGGGAAAUUAUAUGCAGUUGUGUGUUACAUCAAGCGAUAUGCAAUUUGCUUUGAUGGAAAGAAACAUGGUCGUGAACAGUAUGUUCUCACUGCACAAAAGAUGACUUGGAUUUAUGCUCGAGACUACUGCAGGACUUAUCACACGGACCUGGCCAGUGUGAGGAAUGAGGUGGAAAAGCAGAUAGUCCAGGAAGUAAGCGGUACCUUGAAGGCGUGGGUUGGCCUCUACAGAGACCCCUUGGAGUGGUCGGACCAGACUUACUCUUCGUUUAGAUAUUGGAGAGCAGGCAAACCACCAUAUACUGCCCUUAGUGGUGGAAAAUGUGCCGCUCUAUUAAAAAGUCAGUCUGGUAGAUGGGAAGAACUGCCAUGUGGUGAAGCACAUCCGUUCCUCUGUAUCUGUCCCGUUUUGAGCUUCAUUAAAGUGAGAAUCAGCUCACCAGGCUUGGAUCUAAAUGAACCUGCAGUGCAAGAUGACAUACUGAAGCAGUUAGGGCAACACGACUGUGUCACGGUGAUCAACAACUUCUUCUCCCGAGCCAGACUGGAUUACUACACCAAGCCCCAGGGUCUGGAGAGGGAGCCCAAGCUGCCACACAAACUGGCCGGACCCCUCCACAAGGUCAUCAUGAGCACCAACCUGAACCCUGUGAAGAUGGUGAUGCUGGUGAAGGAGAACCCUCUGGUGGCAGAGGUGGAGGCUCUGGAGAAAUGCCGCCGUGUGAUGGAGCUCAUCUGUGAGAAGUGCAUCAAGCAGCAGGACAUGAACGAGGUGCUGGCCAUGAAGAUGCACUACAUCAGCUGUGUACUGGGAAAGUGUGCGUCCUUCCUCAAGGACCGCGAGGACAAGCUGGACGGCCUCAUAAAGAGUCUGCUGAAGGGUCGGGACAGCGAUGGCUUCCCUGUGUACCAAGAGAAGUUUCUCCGAGAGUGUAUCCGCAAGUUCCCUUACUGUGACGCCACUCUGCUGCAGCAGCUGGUGAGGAGUAUCGCUCCUGUGGAGAUCGGUAACGACCCCACAGCUCUGUCAGUGCUGACUCAGGCCAUCACAGGUCAGGUCGGCUUCAUGGACGCAGAGUUUUGUACUUCCUGUGGAGAGAAGGGAGCCGAGAAGAGAUGCUCCGUCUGUAAAAUGGUGAUCUACUGUGACCAGGCCUGCCAAAAGAUGCACUGGUUCACCCACAAGAAAGUUUGCAAGAAGCUCCAAGAGCAGAGAGAGAAGCAUGAGGCAGAGUCAGCCAAACUGAGGAUGCAGCAGAGCAAAGAGGAGAGUGAAGCCGUGCAGCAGGCCACAGACUCCAUGCAGGAGCUCUCAGUGGAGACCAACAGUGAGGCCGCUCCCUCAGAAACCUCAAACGCCACUAACGUCCCAGCUGCUGACAACUGAGGGACACUUAACAGUCAGCCGCCAGAAUACAUCCACGCACCACAGACAAGCUGGCAGUGAGACUGAACGCCAGAUGAGGAACUGGUCCAGCAGGAGAGAAGACCCCAUAUUUAUUACCGACCUGAGACUGUCACAAAGGCGUGGAGACACUAACACGUACGAUGAAGCUUUGUGCCACAGCAGUCAUCUUUUUUUUCUCAUUUUUAUAUGUUAAUUUUUCAGAUGAUACUGUCGUAUGUGAAUGUAAACAGUUGCGUAGGCCUUUGUGUUUGUGGUAGAGGUCAGUGGGAGGGGGACACGUGAAGAGCUAAUGGUUCACAUCACUGAUGGAACGUUAAUUCUGCCUUAAGAAACUGUAGCAACCUGUGUGGGGGAGGUGUGACUGUGUAGCCAAUCAGAGCUGUUGUUUGUUUGCAAUAUACUUGAUUUUGUUAUUGGAGUGUGUGUUGUUGUUUUUUUUGUACCAAUAACUUCAUGGCAGGUUGUGAGUGGAUGGCACGGCUGCGCAAUUUUGACCAAAAAUGUAUAUUUUUAAAUAUAAACAUGAACAUGAAUUUAUUUUUAGUGUAUUGUGAAAGAUGACGUUGAUGCUCAGGGUGGUCCAGACGCUAACUAAAUGAAAGAUUUGUUUUACCCAAAAUGCAGGAAUUGUACACAGCACAAGAACACCAUGACCAGGACACUUUGCUCUGAGAAGUUUCAUUUGUAUGAUUUAUGAUAUUUGAUUUAUUGUGCAGCCUGAAUGGACCAAGACGUUUGAGCUCAAUAAUUUGUCUAUCAAGGCUGUGUUUGUCCAGAGCUCUGAUAAUCUCCAAUGUGUCAAACGACUUGAGCUUCAUCACAUGAAAUAAAAACCAGUGUCAUCAAA
Molecule: messenger RNA, 2664 nt
Organism: Epinephelus lanceolatus (giant grouper)
Lineage: Eukaryota; Metazoa; Chordata; Actinopteri; Perciformes; Serranidae
Source: RefSeq, a predicted model, not a curated record